Aspergillus pseudonomiae is the source of this 1613-nucleotide messenger RNA. RefSeq lists its product as uncharacterized. Bases 468 to 1484 code for a protein of 338 amino acids. The record is from RefSeq and is a predicted model, not a curated record. The transcript has a single exon. NCBI's taxonomy places the organism in Eukaryota, Fungi, Ascomycota, Eurotiomycetes, Eurotiales, Aspergillaceae.
AACUUCAGUCUUGACCGAUUCCUACGCGUCACGCCCGACUUCUCUAAUACACUUUAUAUCCCAGCACUGCUGCGUAACGCCCGGGCUAAGAUGACUCACAGCGCUUAAUUGCAAUACUAUAGAUCACACAGCUUAUUCUGGAUCCUCCACCAGGGACAAGUGAUCCGAGCCCCGCAUCUCUUGCGGUCCGGAGACUGGCUGCUGUGAGCGCCCACCCUGGUAUUUGCCCUGUGAUCAGACAGCGAGGCAAUUCAUCUGGUCACUCGGCAGCCUUGUGGUGGAUUUCCCACAAAUUGUCCGUUGGUGAUCAGUCAGGCACGGGCAUAAGAUAUGACGAAGGGAUCCCUAUAUCCCAUCCGUCUCUUGUUUGAUAGAGACUACUAAAAGACAAUAUUCCAUGAGCACUAGUUGGAUUCUAUCAGAGAGCCCCUGCUCGACUAACCUCCUUAAACGGGUCCAUCAGGCAGAUGAAUCAACUGUCACCACCGGGUCAGAACCGGUGUCACCUCGAAAAUCUACCCGUGGAGAUACUUCAGGAGAUCUUCUUCCGCUGCCUUGAAUUCAAUCUCCCACGGGCCUCUCUGUACAUCUCCAGGGUUCUUUCUGAUCCCACGGUCUACACUUGGCUUAUCCGACUUGCCUUCAGCAGCGCCAACGAGAGCUCAAAGAGAGACUUCUUUACUCCAGACUUUCUACCACCGCCUCUGGCCUUCUUUGCGCUGUCUGAACCUCAGAGAAGGGAUCUUCAAAAUGAAAUUCUGGCUUCUCGUUGGUGCACACUACCCCUGAUGCGCAAGUGCCAAAGGGAGUACGUGGAACAUGCCAUCCGCCGCAAAUGUCGAAACCUAGACCUGGCCCCUGAAGAUCACUCUGCUCUAGCCAACAUCAGCAGUCGCUUCAGUAACCUAGAAAAUUGCGACAAAGGCUGGGGAGGAAGCCGCAGCAAAGGCGAUUUGAUUCUGAAAGCUCGCGACCGAAACACCGACGUAGACUACAAAGUCGCCGUGUGGUUUCAUUUCGGGGCGUUCCAGGUCCGCAAGCCCAACAAGCUCGUCACCGACCUGGAUGUCUUUCGCCUUCCAUGCUGCUUGCCGGAUCUGCCCGCUCGCAUGCCCAACAAACUGCUCGGUCGACCUUGGACCGACACGAAGCUUGAAUUUCUCCAAUUGCUCUCUAUGGACGCGUACAUCGACGCAGACGAUACUUUCACCCGUUCGCGGCGUAUCCUUCGCCAGGUCAUUCGGGACCGUGAUUUUGCGACCUUCCAGCGACUCAUCCACAUGCGCAUCCGCUGCCAGUGCUACAAAUACCCAGUGCGCUGGCCUGUCCUCCCAAACCACUUCCAGGUGGCAUUGAAGUACGCAGACGAGUAUGACGACCCAUUCAUCAAACUACUGGUCGAGCAACGCUGGGAGGAGAUCCCUGCCAAUCUGCUACAUCUCAAAGACCAAUUGAUGUCUAAAGCAGGAAUGAGCCAUAUAUGAUAACGUGUUUAAUCAGCAUGCGCUUCUAUUAAGAUUGCAUUGUUAUAAUACACUUGUGGGGAAUAGAACUGAAAACACAAAAGCCGAUAGAAACCAAAAGGCGAAACAUCAUGCGUAUCCAUCGUAACU